CGCUCCGCGCCGCCGCCGCCAAUGGGGGGCGGGCACCGCGCUCCCCGCACGCCCCCGCCCGAGCCGGGCCGCUUCGCCGCUCCGGGGCCGCCGCUGCCGCCGCCCGCCCCAGGGCUCAGGUGCUUCCACCGUGCUGGAAAUAUGGGAUCGGAGAACCCCUGUCCACCGAACCCUGGCUGUAAGAUCAUGACCUUUCGUCCCACCCUUGAGGAGUUUCGGGACUUUGGGAAGUACAUUGCUUACAUGGAAUUGCAGGGAGCUCACCGAGCAGGGCUUGCCAAGGUGAUUCCUCCCAAGGAAUGGAAACCCCGAAAAACCUACGAUGACAUCGAUGACAUGGUUAUUCCAGCUCCCAUUCAGCAAGUGGUUACCGGGCAGUCGGGGCUGUUCACACAGUACAAUAUACAGAAGAAACCUAUGACGGUGGGAGAGUACCGGCGUCUGGCUAACAGCGAAAAGUAUUGUACUCCACGCCAUCAGGAUUUUGAAGACUUGGAGCGCAAGUACUGGAAGAAUCUCACAUUUGUCUCACCGAUUUAUGGGGCAGAUAUCAGCGGCUCGCUGUAUGACGCGGAUGUGGAGGAGUGGAACAUUGGCAACCUGAACACCCUCUUGGACAUGGUGGAACACGAGUGUGGUAUUAUCAUAGAAGGCGUAAACACUCCCUACCUCUACUUUGGGAUGUGGAAGACAACGUUUGCUUGGCACACAGAGGACAUGGAUCUCUACAGCAUCAACUACUUGCAUUUUGGGGAGCCAAAAUCCUGGUACGCCAUUCCUCCUGAACACGGCAAGAGGCUGGAACGCCUGGCGAAAGGAUUUUUUCCAGGAAGCUCUCAGGGAUGCGAUGCUUUCCUCCGUCACAAGAUGACCCUCAUUUCACCCUCGAUCUUGAAGAAGUACGGCAUUCCUUUUGACCGGAUCACCCAGGAAGCUGGAGAGUUUAUGAUUACGUUUCCUUACGGCUACCACGCUGGCUUCAAUCAUGGCUUCAACUGUGCUGAGUCUACCAACUUUGCUACUUUGCGAUGGAUUGACUACGGAAAAAUGGCAACGCAGUGCACGUGCCGCAAGGACAUGGUGAAGAUUUCCAUGGAUGUCUUUGUGAGGAUUCUGCAACCAGAACGCUACGACAUAUGGAAACAAGGGAAAGACACAGCUGUCCUGGACCAUAUGAAGCCCACAGCUGUGACUAGCCCAGAGCUUGAUGCCUGGAAUGAGACUAAGGCAGAGCUGAAGAAUAAAUUGCUUCGCAGGAUAGGAGAUGAGGAAGAGGACAACAAACACCGGUCUCACAGGAAAAGGAGUCAGCCCAGAAGACAUAAAACAGAGGAUCAGAAAUCCCUUGGGGAUGUCAUGGCUAUUGAAACAGCCUUGGAAGAUGUGAAAGUAAAAGAGGAGCUGAAAAGAGGGCCCGAUCUGGAGGAAGAGGAGAGAAGCAAAGUGGUGGAGGGAGGAGAAGGUGAGGGCAAAGUAAAGGCCCGUCCACCGAAAGCGAAAGGUGAGAGGAAGAAGAAGCACCUUUUCCACCAGCACCAGCACCAUCUGCCCGUGCUGCAGCAUCCCCUGCAGCAGCAGCCGCCCCCACUGCCGGCACCGCAGCCCCUGGCCGAGGAUGGGGUGGCAGCAGCGCGGCCGACAGCGCUCCCAGCCGCACCCGUGUCGUCCACGGCAGAGACGUGUCUACCCGCAGCUCCCCUGAACAUCGUCCAGCCCUCGGAGGCGCCGGUCGAGGAAGACGACUUUAAACCUCGGCCAAUCAUUCCCAUGCUGUAUGUGGUUCCACAGAACAAAAAGGUGACGUUUGACAAGGAGCGCAUGUCCUGCCAGCAGGCGUUUCAGGAGUUUGUCGCGCAGAAGAGCUUAGGGUGGCAGGAGCCAUCGGUCCCUGCGGAAAUCCCUGUGAAGGAGGAGGAGAAAGCAGAAGCAAAAACUACAGAGGCUGCUGCAGAGACUGCUGCUGCCUUUUCAAAAAUAAAGAUGGAGAUAAAGAAGAGUCGUCGCCAUCCGCUGGGUAAACCACCAACCCGCUCCCCGCUGUCGGUGGUGAAACAGGAGACCUCGAGUGAUGAGGAAAUGUUUCCAUUUUCUGGUGAGGAAGACAUGAGUGACCCAGAGGCUCUGAAGUCUUUGCUUUCCCUCCAGUGGAAGAACAAAGCGUACAAUUUCACUGCUGAGAGGAAGUUCAAUGCAGCUGCUGCCCUGAGCGAGCCAUACUGCGCUGUCUGCACCCUCUUUUACCCCUAUAACCAGUCCCUACAGGUGGAUAAAGAAGCUGUCCCAGUCUCUGCAGGGGAGGCCACCUCUUUCGUCCACCUUUCGAAGUGUGGACAGAAGACCAAGCCUCUGAUCCCAGAGAUGUGCUUUACCUCGAGUGGAGAAAACACAGAGCCUCUUCCUUCAAAUUCCUAUAUUGGAGAGGAUGGAACCAGUCCCUUGAUAGCCUGUGCCAAAUGCUGCCUGCAGGUUCAUGCAAGCUGUUACGGAAUACGUCCAGACUUAGUGAAUGAAACUUGGUCCUGCUCACGGUGCUCAGCCAACGCUUGGGCAGCGGAAUGUUGCCUGUGUAAUCUCAGGGGAGGAGCUCUUCAGAUGACCACGGAUGGGCGGUGGGUCCAUAUAAUCUGUGCUAUCGCUGUCCCCGAGGCCCGCUUUCUCAAUGUCAUAGAGCGUCAUCCUGUGGAUAUCAGUGCUAUUCCAGAGCAGAGGUGGAAACUGAAAUGUGUGUACUGUCGGAAACGGAUGAAGAAGGUGUCUGGUGCCUGCAUCCAGUGCUCGUAUGAGCACUGCUCCACGUCCUUCCACGUGACCUGCGCCCAUGCUGCCGGCGUGCCCAUGGAGCCGGACGACUGGCCCUACGUCGUGUCCAUCACGUGCUUCAAACACAAAGCCGCCAAUCAGAAUAUUCCAUUUCGAAGGGAGGUGACGCUUGGGCAGACUGUGAUCACAAAGAACCGGAACGGACUCUACUACAGGUGUAAAGUGAUUGGCAUGACAACACAGACUUUCUACGAAGUAAACUUUGAUGAUGGCUCAUACAGCGACAACGUUUACCCAGAAAGCAUCAUUAGCAGAGACUGCGUCCAGAUGGGGCCUCCUCCGGAGGGUGAGGUGGUUCAGCUGCAGUGGACAGACGGAAUUGUCUACAAGGCCAAGUUUAUCGCAGCCCAGAUUAAUCAGAUUUACCAGGUCGAGUUUGAAGAUGGUUCCCAACUCAUGGUAAAGCGUGGGGAUAUUUAUACCUUGGAGGAGGAGCUUCCCAAGAGAGUGAAGUCUCGCCUGUCCCUCAGCACUGGGGCCCCUCAGGAAGAUGUGUUUUCAGGAGAUGAAGCAAGAGCAGCCAAGCGCCCCCGGCUGGAGAAUUCCAGAAAUCCGGAAGAAUAUGGACAAAACCCAGAUUACUUGGCCUUUAUGGAGAGCCUGUUGCAGGCUCAGAGUAAUAUGUUUUAACCAGGAUUAAUAAAGAAAAUUAACCCUUUUCAAGCCUGAGGAGAAAUAACCAGGAAGCGGUGGAACAGGAGGCCACCCCUGUGCAAUAGCCUGCUGUGAAUUCCUUUCAUCUGCUCUUGGUUUGGACGGUGGGAACAUCCUGCCUGGCUGCACGCUACCUCGACUUUCCCAGACGUUGCUGCCCAGUAGAGUAGGGAGCUUGGAAAACCUUCGGACAACAUGUCACACGGAGACUUUGGAAGUGUGCUAAUGGGGCUUUGUGACUGGCUCGUUUUUGAGGCUUGGAAAGGGUUAAAGUUAAACGACGACUUUUUAAGAAUCUGUCAAACUUUUGUCUUUUGAGGUGCUAUUACCCUGACUACUGAAGCAGCCUUUGGAAUUGUGUUUUCUGUACAUAGACGUCACCUUUGGGAAGUUUUCUAUAAAUGAGCAUUAUUGAAAAAAGGAAAAAAAAAAAAAAAAAAAAAAGAGGCAGACAAAAAUAGGAAAAGAAAAAUUUCCACAAAAUGUUUUUUCUAGUUUAUGGCUUUAAACUUUAAAACAGAAAAUAAAUGAAACCCUCUUCCCUCCCCCAGAUGAAUUGUGACUGGCGCUGCAGUGGGGAGAGAGAGCGUGAGCAGGCGGCCCGGGACGUUGGGGUCCUUUUUGUAAAGAAACACUAUCUCCUUUAGGGGCUGGGGGGGUCGGGCAGGAAAUGUUUCAUAGCUGGGACGUUUCUGACCAUUCCUUCUCUCCAAGGCGUGGCAGAUCUGUGCAUUUCUGCCAUGUCGCCAGGAAGGGGCUUAGGGAAGAAAUGGCCACGUUUGGAUCAUCCUCAUCAUCGUCCUUCCCCUCCUUUGCCAUCACUGUUGUUUUCUAGUUAAAAUCCGCAUAGCUUUUGGUUGCGAUACGGCACUCUUUGGACAAGUGUUCUGUUCCUGCUUCUCGUGUUAGUUCCCGUCCGAGCCAUCCCCUUUCCCAGCACGGACGAGAGCGGCGGGAGCUUGCUCCGGCUCUCCGGUAGGCAUGUCUCCCGUAGGAACCUCCUUCUUUUCUGUCUCCUUAUUUUUAUUUUAUUUUCUUUAAGUUGUGCUCCUUGCAGCUGUACGAAUCAUUCCAUGGCAGAAGCUUGGGAGGUGUCUGUAUGUUUUUCUUUUAUCCUAUUAAAGAAGAAAUUCCCCAAACAUCUUUGAUUGUUGUGACAUCCUUUCCUUAAGUAAAGACGGAGCCCUUGCGGUACGCCCGGGGAAGAGGAGCGCAAGCCCUUCGUUUGAGAGGACUCGGUUCCCCAAGAAUUGGAUGAGCAUGAAAGGCAGAACCAAAUCCUGAAGUCUUGAGCGCGCAGCUCCAACCUGAACACUCGGAAGCCACCUCUGGUCGCAGAGCUGUUCCAGAGCAGCAUCUUGUAAAAGAACCUGAUCCAAACCCUGCUGAAGUCACUGGAAAGUCUUCCACCCUCCCAGGAUGAUCUCUGCCAAUCCUGACGGAAGAAGAGAGCAGCCCAGCCCUGGAGCGGAGUUGGGAAGGGGACGUGGUUUCCACGGUGUCUGGGUGAAAGGGGCAAGGGCGCAGCCCACCGCUCGCCUCCGUGCCUGGGCCUGGCAGGAGCCGCUGUGGGGUAGCAGAGCUAUGGCACAGCACUCGUUUCCACUUAAUUCCCUGAAAUUACUGGACAGAAAGAGACAAUAUUCCUGGGUUUUAAGCCCCGGGGCAAGGUGGUCGUUGUUCUGCCGAGAGGUUUUUAAGCAACGCUAUAGCUGGAUCUUUAAGGGAAUAAGUGGGAAGGAUUUGUGGGCUGGCAGAUGGCAGAUUAGCAUCUUAAGAGACUUGGUGGGCAUUAAACUGCAUCACUGAGGAGUGGAGCUGGAAUAAAGCAAUUCUUUUUUAAUUUUGUUUUUUGUUCUCCCUGGAGAGAAUCAGGGUUCCCUUUAUUCCCUGCUGCCUCUGCUACGGGUUAUUUUCUUUGUGUGCGUGUCUGCGCGUGUGCACGCGUGUUUGUACAACAUUUGAAACAGGGUUUUAUUAUUUCUGAGUUUUUGACAUUUUCAAUAGAUGUCUCUGCGAAUAAAAACAAACAGACUAAUAAAAGGUUAAAAAUUGGCAAGGUUCUUGAAAGCCUCAGUGGUUCCUCCUACGUAGCUGCCUCCCAUCGGUUAAGACGUGAUUUAGCAGAAAACUCGCUUGUAUAAAAGAAUAAGAAUGUUGCCAGGCCACAAGAGAAAUGUUGAAAGCAAUUGAAAGAGAAUUUAAAGGGCAGAGGAUUUUUUUUGGAGGUGGGAGGG
This is a messenger RNA of Cuculus canorus (common cuckoo), 5711 nucleotides long. RefSeq names its product lysine demethylase 4B (gene KDM4B). Gene Ontology annotation, biological process: chromatin remodeling. Gene Ontology annotation, molecular function: histone H3K9 demethylase activity. The transcript is spliced from 23 exons. The record is from RefSeq and is a predicted model, not a curated record. NCBI's taxonomy places the organism in Eukaryota, Metazoa, Chordata, Aves, Cuculiformes, Cuculidae. The coding region runs from base 22 to 3450 and encodes 1142 amino acids. Gene Ontology annotation, cellular component: nucleus.